ACAGAUAGAGAUAGAAAGAGAAAGGCAAUUUUCUUUUAUAACUCCUUUAAUUUUUAUUAUUUUAAAUUCUAAUUAUUGUGAAUUUUCUGCAGUCAUAUACAUAUAGGUAUAUGUAUAUACAUAGAUAUCUGUUUAGUUUAUUACAAUUCUAGAGAGAGAAAGAGGGGGACAAGCAUUGGGAAAGAGGAGGGGGUGAAGAAGAAAGAAAGAGGAAGAGGAAGGAGAAGGAGAAGCAGAGGGAGGGGAGAGAGAGAAAAUGUCUGGGAAGUGAAGGGGAAGGUAGGGGGCAAAGCUUCAGCAUUUGGUCUCUUGACAAGAACCUCAAAAACAUUCUACAUUCAACCCCGAACCUUCACCAGUUUCCUGCCCCUUGUCGGCUCCUUUUCCGGCGACUUUUGUCGACUCAACCCCACCAGACCACUCUCGACGGAGCUCCCCGCCGGAAAGUCUCGAUACCUUCCCCCACCUGUUGACUUCGCCUCCGGCGAAUUCUCUUCCGAUUUUAUAUUUUGAUUUUUCCUUUUUUCCUUUUCUUGCCCUGCCCCUUUUCCUCUCAGCUGUCCCUUUCCCGGAAUUUCUUUUGGGUCCUUCCUCUUGUUUGAUCUUGGAGGGUGAUCUGAGGGCGGACGACGAGCCCUCCUGGCCCUUCGUUCGGAAUUGUUCAUUUGUGGAAAUAACGAGGAAAGAUACUUUUUCACCAGCUGGGGAAGUAUUACAGAAGACUUUCCAGUAUCUCACUUCCUGCCUACUCUCGCCGGAGAUAUUGUCGGGGCGCCGGAUGUUGAUCGGAGAAUGAAGAGCUAGCUGGUCAGGUCCCAGCUGCCCAAGAUCAGUCCCCCCCGGGAAGUCCGCCGGAGACAAGCCAUGAAGACCCCGCCCACCGGUGCCGGAGCUGCCCCGGCCGCAACUGCCGCUCCUAAUCCCUGCGAAGGUGUUGGGGCGGAGAAGAAGAGCGUGAUAAACCCGGAGCUAUGGCAGGCCUGCGCCGGGCCUCUGGUCAACCUCCCGCCGGCCGGCACUCAAGUCGUCUACUUCCCUCAAGGUCACAGCGAGCAGGUUGCGGCAUCUAUGAAGAAGGUCGUGGAUGCUCAAAUCCCGAACUACCCGAACCUCCCCUCGAAGCUCCUCUGUAGUCUCCACAGCGUUACCCUGCAUGCAGACCCAGACACCGAUGAAGUAUUUGCUAAGAUGAUUCUUCGGCCUGUUUCUUCAUUUGACAAGGAGGCGCUUUUGAGAUCGGAUCUUGCCCUCAAGACUGGCAAGCCGCAGCCUGAAUUUUUCUGUAAAACGCUGACAGCAAGUGAUACAAGUACUCAUGGAGGUUUCUCUGUGCCCCGUCGUGCAGCUGAGAAGAUCUUUCCAACUCUUGACUUCUCUAUGCAACCGCCUGCUCAAGAGCUCAUGGCCAGAGACUUGCAUGACAAUGUGUGGACAUUUCGCCACAUUUAUCGUGGGCAACCCAAACGACACUUACUUACCACUGGAUGGAGCCUAUUUGUAAGUGGGAAAAGACUAUUUGCAGGCGAUUCUGUCCUAUUCAUUAGGGAUGAGAAGCAGCAGCUUCUCUUGGGCAUUAGAAGGGCUAACAGGCAACCCACCAAUUUAUCCUCAUCGGUUUUGUCUAGUGAUAGCAUGCAUAUUGGUAUCUUAGCAGCUGCAGCCCAUGCUGCUGCCAACAACAGCCCAUUCACUGUGUUCUAUAACCCAAGGGCAAGCCCAUCGGAGUUCGUUAUUCCUUUAGCCAAGUACUACAAGGCAGUUUAUGGUAAUCAAAUAUCGCUGGGGAUGCGAUUUAGGAUGAUGUUUGAAACUGAAGAUUCGGGCACACGGAGGUAUAUGGGCACCAUCACAGGAAUCAGUGAUCUUGAUUCAGUGAGAUGGAAGAAUUCCCAGUGGCGUAAUCUUCAGGUUGGGUGGGAUGAGUCGACUACAGGGGAAAAACGAACUCGGGUCUCUGUCUGGGAAAUUGAGCCUGUGACUGCUCCAUUUUUCAUCUGUCCCACUCCAUUCUUUAGAUCAAAACGACCGAGACAACCUGGGAUGCCUGAUGAUGAAUUCUCAGAUUUAGACAGCCUGUUCAAGAGGACAAUGCCUUGGCUUGGGGAUGAUAUGGGCAUAAAGGACCCACAAUCUCUCCCUGGCCUAAGUCUGAUGCAGAUGCAGUGGAUGAACAUGCAACAGAAUUCCUCCCUCGCGAACUCGAUGCAACCAGGUUACCUGAACUCCUUACCAGGGUCUGUUCUUCAAAACCUUGCUGGAACAGAUCUUUCCCGACAAUUGGGGUUUUCGGCUCCACAGAUUGCUUCACCUAACAACUUACAGUUCAAUGCCACAAGACUGCCCCAACAAGCACCACAGCAGCAGCAGCAGCAGCAGCAGCUUGAUCAGCUUGGAAAGAUCCCAUCGACAUUGAGCUCGCUAAGUUCUGUCGUGCAACCUCAGCAACAAAUGGGAGAAAUAUUGCAGAUUACACAACAAACAAGGCAAAAUUUGAUCAAUCAGGCUCCCCAGCUUCUUCAGCCUCAGAAUUUGGUCCAACCUAGUUCUACUAUUCUUCAGCAGCCGCCUUCAAUUCAAAAUCAACAGUUUAGGAAUCCUCCUCAAAACUUGCAACAGCAGCCACAACAGUCGAGUAUGAUGAGUCAGAGUCAACAACAGAAUUUGACUCCUCUGCAGUUGCCGGAUCAACUGAACCCGCAGUUGCAACAAAUGGCGGACAACCAGAUUCAGAUUCAGAUGCUGCAGAAGCUUCAGCAGCAGCAGCAGUCAAUUUUGGCCCAACAAUCAGCAAUGCAGCAACAGACGACACAGCUAAACCAAUUACCAGAUCAAAGACAGCUUUUAGAGGUCUCCCAUAGCUUCAGUAAAACAGUGGGCCCGGGACAGAUGCUAGAACAACUGCCUCAAACAGCAACCUCAAACUUGCUGUCUCAAUCUAACUUGAUGCCCCAGCAGCAGAUGACCAAGAAUAACUCUAGCAGUCAAAUGACUGUUAAUGUGCGGUUCGCUAACCCGCCUCAGCAGCCUAAACUUCCGCAAGAGCAAGCUUCCCUGCUGCCCGAAGUUCAAAUGAACACUGGACUUCCGCCCACUUCGACCAUGAAUCAUAAUUUGGUGCCUGGGGGCAGUAUGUUGGGAGCAGGUCCGGGACCCUCUGUAAUAACUGAUGAUGCCCCGUCAUGUUCCACCUCGCCCUCUGCAGGGAAUGGUCCCUCCUCUUUUGUCCAACCGAUCAUGAACAAUAGUAGGGUCCACCGAAGUGGGUCGAUGGGUGAGGACAUGGCCCAGUCGAAUCCCUCAUUCCUCAGUCCAAAUACCCUAGGGUCAAUGAUCAAGGAUUCACAGCCCAAAUGUGAGGUCAAGCCCUCGCUGAACAUCUCCAAGACCCAGAAUAACGGGUUCUUCAAUCCUCAGGCUUACCUAAAUGGAGGAACGACCCAAACUGAUUACUUGGAUACAUCAUCUUCGACAACCUCGGUCUGUCUCUCUCAGAAUGACGUGCACUUACAGCAGAAUAACAAUACUCCGCCCUCUUACCAGCAGCAGGGGAUGAUGUUCCGAGACACGAAUCAUGAUGGAGAAGUUCAAGGCGAUAUGAGGGGUAGCGUCAGUGUCCCAUUCAAUUCUAACAUUGAUGGGCACCUUGGGAUUCCUAUGAGUUCGGACCCAUUGUUAGGGAAAGGAAUGGGGGGGUUAGGAAAGGAUUUCACGAAUGACCUCCCUUCUGCUGGCAUUCUUCCCGAGUAUGACAACUCAAAAGAUCCCCAGCAGCUAUCUUCCUCAAUGGUUUCCCAGUCAUUUGGGGUUCAUGAUGUGGCAUUCAAUUCAAUAGACCCCACCAUAAACGAUAGCACAUUCUUGAGCAGGGGCACCUGGGCACCGCCACCACAAUAUCAGCGAAUGAGGACGUACACUAAGGUUUAUAAGCGAGGAGCCGUGGGGAGAUCGAUUGAUAUCACACGGUAUUCGGGCUACGAUGAGCUCAAACAGGACCUAGCUCGACGGUUUGGUAUAGAGGGACAACUGGAGGAAGGACAGAGGAUCGGGUGGAAACUCGUGUACGUUGAUCACGAGAAUGACGUGUUGCUAGUUGGAGAUGACCCUUGGGAGGAGUUUGUGAACUGCGUCCGCUGCAUCAAAAUCCUUUCCCCUCAGGAAGUGCAGCAGAUGAGCUUGGACGGAGAUUUCCGGAACGGUCUCCUCCCUAAUCAAGCAUGCAGUAGCUCCGAUGGUGGGAACGCCUAGGAGGGACCCAGAGAGAUGCCCGAAGCCAUUUUCAGGGGCUGGUUUCUUGCUGCAUAACGCUCAAGAAGUCGAGGUUGGAGCUCACACAAAACUGAGCUUGGGUUAGUGGAUAGUGAGAAGUUAUAGUUUCGGGGACUUGUCGAUAUUCCAUAGUCAGGUUUUAGAUGAGUUGUUAAUUUGUAUUCGCUCAUAGUUAGAGUUAAUUAAUUUAUCCCACCUUUCAGGUGGAUGUAGAUUUGCUAGAAUGUAAAAGCGCGAGGUUGAUUCGGUGCAAGUCUUGAAUUUUGUAUAGAAGGAUAUGGCAGUUGAUGAUCAACUCCUUGGAAGUUACGCUGUUCUGGAAGAAGAAAAGCUUCGGCCUCGGGAUUUUUUUCCUA
Molecule: messenger RNA, 4622 nt
Organism: Punica granatum (pomegranate)
Lineage: Eukaryota; Viridiplantae; Streptophyta; Magnoliopsida; Myrtales; Lythraceae
Source: RefSeq, a predicted model, not a curated record